AUGAUUGCGUUACAAAAUCGGCCCAUCUUGCCUCCCGCCAAAGUGGAUAUCUCACUGCUACUCAAGCCCCAAGAUGAGGAAGAAGCCACCCAGGUGAACAGCUCCGCCACCUAUCCACCAAUUUCCAUCCCGGCACCGUAUCCGGGCUCAUCGGCGCCCAUCCUGCCACCGGGGCCUGGCCUCGUGGCAGCUCCGCCGCCGCUGACGAAGAGCAACCCCGGGAAGCGUCUACAACCGGCGCACACUUCCGAAUCUCCAGCCAAGAAGCAAUCUAAGUGGUCACCGGAAGAAGAUGCCUUGAUUAUUGAGCUGCGGGGCAGUGGGAUGAAGUGGGAGGACAUCAGCAGACGAUUGCCGGGCCGGAGUGCCAUCAGCUGCCGGCUGCACUAUCAGAACUACCUGGAGCGCCGCAGUGAGUGGGAUGAGGACAAGAAGAACAAAUUGGCACGAUUAUAUGAGAGAUUCAAAGCAGAGAUGUGGUCCAAGGUUGCCGAGGAAAUGGCUAUCCCAUGGCGAGCCGCCGAAGCCAUGCACUGGCAACUGGGCGAACAAGAGAUGGCUCGUCGUGCUGGCGUCGUGCCAUUCUCCCUGUCCAGCACAGCAAUCGACCCUCCUACCACGAGAACCCGCCGUGCCAGCACUUCACUAUCGCGGCCACGGAAAGGGUCGACCUCCCGUGCGAUUCCCGGUCACCACCCGGGCCUUCCCCCACAGCUUCCAUCUCUGGAGGAAUUAACGGCGGGCGUUCCUGCAUUCGCACCAGCUCCGCCGCCGCCACGGGAGUUUUAUGGAGUUGGACGACCACCUGAGAUGGCCGGCAUCCCACCUCCCAUGGGCCCUCAUAUGGGUAUGGGCAUCCCGCCUCGUACCUUGCCCUAA
Penicillium lagena is the source of this 879-nucleotide messenger RNA. Its product is annotated as MYB DNA-binding domain protein. The transcript is spliced from 2 exons. The coding region runs from base 1 to 879 and encodes 292 amino acids. The record is from RefSeq and is a predicted model, not a curated record. NCBI's taxonomy places the organism in Eukaryota, Fungi, Ascomycota, Eurotiomycetes, Eurotiales, Aspergillaceae. Gene Ontology annotation, biological process: regulation of DNA-templated transcription. Gene Ontology annotation, molecular function: RNA polymerase II cis-regulatory region sequence-specific DNA binding; DNA-binding transcription factor activity, RNA polymerase II-specific. Gene Ontology annotation, cellular component: nucleus.